ACCAGUAUCUCCUCAAUAUCAAUUGACAUCUCAACCUGUAGCAUAUAAAUUUCAACAAAGUCCAAUUAUUAUUCCUGUUAAUGAUGGCGUAGAUACUAUAAUAACUGUUCUUUUCCCAAAUACUUCAAGACGAUCACGAUCAUCGACUCCAACCCUAUUACAAUCAUCGACUCCAACACUACCAGAAAAUUUUUAUUUUGAGGAUAUUAAUGACUGGUCAUAUUCGCUGCCACGUCCAAUUGAGCCAAGUGAUGAUUACGAAGCAGAAAUACUCAAGGAAGGAUUAAACCUCCCCUCGGCUUAUUUUGAAAAUGUUUCUAAGAAUAAUGAGUUUCAAGAAAUUUAUGCGGAAAGUGAAAAUUCAUCAGAUUUAUUUUUAGAACAACUUACUAAUUUUGAUAUUGAAGAGUUAACACUAGAAUCGAACGAAAGAGAAAAUAUAACUAGAAAUGAAAUUACAAAUCAAUGGACUUUAGAUAAAAUUUUAAGCAAAAAUAAU
Molecule: messenger RNA, 499 nt
Organism: Scutellospora calospora
Lineage: Eukaryota; Fungi; Glomeromycota; Glomeromycetes; Diversisporales; Gigasporaceae
Source: the annotation of a GenBank genome assembly